Messenger RNA from Syngnathoides biaculeatus (alligator pipefish), 4280 nucleotides. It is a transcript of the gene snx17, whose product is annotated as sorting nexin 17. Bases 569 to 1993 code for a protein of 474 amino acids. The record is from RefSeq and is a predicted model, not a curated record. Gene Ontology annotation, molecular function: phosphatidylinositol binding. NCBI's taxonomy places the organism in Eukaryota, Metazoa, Chordata, Actinopteri, Syngnathiformes, Syngnathidae. Gene Ontology annotation, biological process: intracellular protein transport; signal transduction. Gene Ontology annotation, cellular component: early endosome. The transcript is spliced from 15 exons.
GUUUCUUCAUCAAUUAGCGAAAGCUGUAGAAGGUUACUCCGGUUCGAAGUAAAAGGUGAAAGCGUCGCCCCCUCUUGUGUCGCGAAUGGUUGUUCCCGUGGAGUAGAAAGCAGCUGCCUCGUCGCUCGCUUGGCGACAUCUGCUCGCUUAGCUAAAAAAAAGCCGGGCCAAAUUGGAGCUUUUAACCUCCUUUAAAAUCAGUCACCAGACAAAAGUGACUUAUAAAAAGACGAUUUAACGCCACCGGCGGUAAUAGGGGAAUUAUUCGAAACUCACAGCGUGUCUGCUGUGGAAGUUUGAAAAGUUGACGACUGACGUGGGAGAAGUUUUUUUCUUUUUCUUUUUUGUAUGUUGCAGCUAGCUCACGCGGAGGUUGAUGCUAGCUCGCCUCCUCUGCAACCUGCCACGGCGCUACUGGACCGAGCCAGCCGGAUGCCUCCCUCGCCUCUCUCGCCACUUGCAGUGGAAUUCGCGGAUUUGAUUUGAUUUGUGACAUUCGGGACAACUGUGGCGUCUUGAGCGUCAUUUGCCGAGGUGGCAUUCAGGUACCGCUGGCUCGGAUAUAGACAUGCAUUUUUCCAUACCCGAAACGGAAGUUCGUUCGGGAGAAAAUGGAUCUACCUAUGUGGCUUACAACAUUCACGUCAACGGCGUUCUGCACUGUCGGGUGCGCUACAGCCAACUCCUCGGCCUCCACGAGCAGAUGAAGAAAGAGUACGGCAGCAACGUGGUGCCUUCCUUUCCUCCAAAGAAGAUCUUCACGCUGACCCCCACCGAGGUGGAGCAGAGGCGGGACCACCUGGAGAAGUACAUGCAGGCGGUCCGCCAGGACCCGCUGCUCGGCGCCAGCGAGUCGUUCAACAGCUUCCUGCGAAAAGCGCAGCAGGAGACUCAGCAGAUUCCGACAGAGGAAGUCGCUCUGGACGUCUGCCUGUCUAACGGUCAGAAAGUCACGGUCAACGUUUUGAGCUCUGAUCAGACGGAGGAUGUGCUCGAUGUUGUUGCAACCAAAUUGGAUCUCCCCGAAGACCUCGUGGCCUACUUCAGCCUCUUCCUCGUCCGUGAAGGAGAAGAGGGAGGCCUCACACUUGUGCGGAAGCUUCAAGAGUUUGAGCUGCCCUACGUGUCCAUCACCAGCCUCCACAGCUCAGAUUUUCACAUCCUCUUACGGAAAAGCUACUGGGACAUGGCGUACGACGCCGACGUCAUGGACAACAGAGUUGGCCUCAACCUGCUCUAUGCCCAGACGGUGGCGGACGUCGAGCGAGGCUGGAUCCUCGUCAACAAAGACCAGCGCAGGCAGCUCAAGUCCCUGCAGGAGAAAGGCUCCAAGAAAGAAUUCAUCCACCUGGGCCAGACGCUGAAAUAUUACGGCUACGUGAAAUUCGACCCGUGCGCCACCGACUUCCCCGAGCAGGGCUGCCAAGUGAUGGUCGGCGCCGGCAACAACGAGCUCAAUUUCCACGUCAAGCUGCCCAACCAUCAGAUGAAGGAGGGCAGCUUCAAGGUCACGCGGAUGCGCUGCUGGAGAGUCACGUCCUCCCAAGUCCCGAUAGCGAACGGCGCCGACGGCCCGUCCCCGUCGGCCAAGUGCGACGUGAAACUGGAGCUGGCCUUCGAGUACCUGAUGAGCAAAGACCGCCUGCGCUGGGUCACCAUCAGCAGCCAGCAGGCCAUCAUGAUGAGCAUCUGCCUUCAGUCGAUGGUGGACGAGUUGAUGGUGAAGAAGUCGGGCGGCGGCAUCAAGAAGAUGUUACGGAAACGCCACAACGGCACCGGCACCGCGCGGGGGCCCGACGGCCAGCAAGCUGUGAAAUCGCCCCCCCUGCUGGACUCUCCUGAGCAGAGCUGUGAGCAGAUCAUCAAACUGUCGACCAAGCUGAGCUCGGCGUCCUUGCGAGGGACGGGCGGCUCCAACCCGGCCGGCGACGCGGCCGCCGGCCAUUUCCACGGCAACUACGCUUUCGAGGGCAUCGGCGACGAGGACCUGUAACGUCGUCAGCCACCGGUCCCGACGCGCCUCCGCCUCCAGCCUUUUAUCUUUUCUUUUUCUUUUUUUCUUUUUUCCGGUUCGGGUGAGCAAAGACUUGCGCGUUGUACCCGGCUGCCGCUAGCGGGAGCGCAACGUGAAACGUCCUGCAAAAUAGUCGCAUCAGACGGGGCCAAAGCGCAAAUUCAAGUUAACGGAGAAAAGUACACGAGAUACGAGCGAGGCCGCUUCCAGGAACCGACAGAAAACGUUCCCGCUGCUUGCUGAAGUCGUGUUUUUUUUUUUUUUUUUCCCCCCUCCCCUCCUGCUGCCCGCCCGUCGCGAGUCUCAAGAUUGCAGACAAAGACGUUUGUUUUUGUUGAUUUGGGCGGGAAAGUCUCUCUUCUCUCAAGGCACCUUUGAGGGGAAGACAAAAUGCCGACUGCGAAGAUUCCACGCGGGGAGCCCUUUUUAUCGGCACCUUGACGAUAUUUGCAGCCGCCCGAUUGAUGUGUGACGGGGAAGCGUGGCCGCAACAUGCAAAUGAUGUUGAUUUUUUGGGUUAGGGUAACCCUCUGGCCGGGAAAACCUGAAGCGGUGCCGAUCGGGGCGGGGGGGUCGUGAAGCAAAGCAAAGCAAAGCGCUUUUGACUAUUUGCGCCACCUCCACGUACCGGUGCCCUCAUUUGGCCCGGUUGCGGUUUUUAACGACUUGGGCCUGCUUUGGCCAACUCGUACACAUUUGAAGCUUACGAGUAGCACCAAAAUGCCUGCCAGUAAGAUGCACUUGUUCCACUCGUAGGCCCAGGUACUCGUGAAAAGAUACUAGCGUGCUGAAUGGUCCCACAGCACAGGCUGAAAAUGAUUUUGAAAAGUUUUGAUUUUUCUCAUAAAUGCCAAAUUCUCGUUUACUAAAGCAUUUUGCACAAGAAUGAACGCGAUGACGUCACUUUUUUAAUCCGCUGUACAUGCAAUGAAGUAUUCCCAAUAUUUACUAAUUGCGUCUUUUUCCUGUAAUCUGGAGCUGAAACGAUCAAACGAACGUUCCGACGUGUCCGUGUUUACAUUUUGUUUUUGGAGAUUUUCAUCUGAUUAUUUGACGCGUUCAUCAUACAGGGAGUGGGGGGGGGGGGGGGCGAUCGGGUUGCGACGGCUUCUUAUUUUUUUUUAGCGGGCCAUGAUUUGAACAGACAAUAGAACCUCGAAAAAGCUUCGCUGACGGUAGGAGCUUCACUAUUAUCAUCAUCAUCAUCUCAGUUGUAAGCAAUAUCAAACGAAGAAUAAUAAAUGCUCUCGUCUGUUCACGUCUUUGUUUCGAGCGCUUCCUUUUUCAGCCGACUUGCUUUUGCAACGUUGGAAGAAAAUGAACUUGUGUGAGCGUCAUUUUGUACAAGAGAAAUGAUGGGGAUAAGCGUCACCUCACUGGAAAGGAUCAUGGCAAUGAUGCAAAAGUCACCAUUUCACAAAAGAGUUUAAGUUUAAACUUUGCAACAAUUAGACGUUGUCAAAUGUUUUUAAAAUAAAUAAAACCAGAAUGAGUUAACAAUAUUCGGUUUGGGGGCAUUUUCAUGAGAUGAAUGAAAACAAAAAUUUAGUUGUUCUCCUGCGCGAUGUGAAGACAUUUUUCUCUGUGUGGAUAUUCCGGGAAAUUGUUGCGUUCUUUAUUUUGGAAAUGUUCAUAGGCAAUACCGUUGGUUCUGGUUUCUGCAUCCCAGUCCUGAGGGUUGCGUUAGGCGGCCGAAAGGUUCUGAAGCCGUCCCAAAUCGACCAAAAUGUCGCUGUCGGGUGGGCCGCAAUUGGACCCGACUCUCGCCCAGUAGAGUGACCCGCUGCAAAAAUUUCCAAAAAAAAAAAAAAAAAAUAGAAUGGCUGGUUUGGGGAACCCAGUAUAGUUGUCGGUCGGAACCGUGGCGUCACCUUUUUCCAGAUACAUUACUUAAAAAAAAAAAAUAAUAAUCAUUGUAAAAUGCCCUGUGGUGGGCUCACCUCCUUAAUUUCUAAUCAAUUAAAAUGGGCGUAAAUUCUUCAUUUUUAUGACUGUACGGUCCGCUGGUUGUACAAAAAGUUCCACGUUACAAAAAUGAUCUUUUCCAUGAAAAAUUCUACAUGAGAUUGCCAGUGCGGAAAAAACGCUGCUGACCAUCAGAUGAGGAAAUAGUGUCGUUUGUUUUUUUAUUAUUAUUGAAUGGAGACAAGUCCUCAGCUAUUUUUUUUUUUUUUUCUGCUGUGUAAAAGUCUUGCUUGUUAAGGCUGCGAUGAAACACAACAGAUGCGGCUGCAUAAAAGGAGAUCACAACGAUGGGGGGGGGGGG